Messenger RNA from Hippocampus comes (tiger tail seahorse), 3186 nucleotides. RefSeq names its product ankyrin repeat domain 39 (gene ankrd39). Gene Ontology annotation, molecular function: protein binding. The transcript is spliced from 6 exons. The record is from RefSeq and is a predicted model, not a curated record. The coding region runs from base 266 to 814 and encodes 182 amino acids. NCBI's taxonomy places the organism in Eukaryota, Metazoa, Chordata, Actinopteri, Syngnathiformes, Syngnathidae.
ACGUCAAUACGUUGGUUACGUCUUUGGUGACGUACCAGGUAGCGACGUUGAAUCGACUCAGUUUUGUGUUUACUGUAUUUACAAAUAAUCCAUAAACUUUCAAGACCGCUGAAUCUGAGCACCUGUCCCGGGGUUACCGGAGCUUCUCCCAUCUGACUUCGGUCGAAAAGCAGACUACACCCUGUACUGGUCGCUGGCCGACCUGUUACUCCAGUACACCGCAAGUUUUCUAACCAAACUGUUUGUGUCAGUACAGACGAACGCAAUGGCCUCUGAUGGAGAACACUGUUGCUCGUGUUGCACCCUUCCUGUCUCUGCCAGUGUUCAUCAGACAAUGAGUGAGAUGGACUUUGAACGAGGUAUCUGGUCUGCCGCCAUGGAUGGAGACUUGAAGCGGGUCCAGUCGAUGAUCCAAAAGGGCACCCAUCCAAACCUCAGGGACUCAGCCGGAUAUACAGCUCUACACUAUGCAAGUCGCAGCGGUCAUCUCACUGUAUGUGAGUUCCUUCUUGAAAACGGUGCUUGUGCAUCUCCUCGGACCCCAGGUGGUGCCACGCCCCUCCAUCGGGCAGCAUUCUGCGGUCAUGUGGAUGUCGUUAGAUUGCUGCUGCUCCAUAAAGCUGAUCCAAUGAGCUCUGAUGAUGACGGUGCGUCUCCUCUACACAAGGCUGCAGAACAAGGUCAUGAAAAGGUGUGUCAGCUACUUCUUGAAGCCUGUCCUGCACUUUGCACCCAGAAGAACAAAAGGCUUCAGCUACCCUACCACAUGGCCCCUCAAGAACAUUUGCAGAAGCUUCUAAAAGGAUUCCUGUAAAAAUACAUGGAUAUUUGAAUACCACCUAUACAACAAAUCUUCAAACUGAGGUCAGCACUCUCGGACAGCCCCAGACCAAGUGAAGAUUCUGUGGCUCGCUCAAAACUGCCAUGACAUGCCUAGGAAGCAGAACACGGACUACCCCAGGAACCAGUCCUUAGUGUUCUUUUCUCUGUUUUUUGGUGUAGGAUCAUUGCAGACUUGCUUUGCGCCAGAAGGGGUCACUACAACUGAAGCUUCAAGUACUGAACCUAUUUUCGAAACAAUUCGUCAAAAUGGUUCAGCGCUUUACAACUUCAUUUGCCCAUCACUCGCAAAAUUUCACUCUGAUGCAAAAAAAUAGUGUUAUUGUGCCAAAUAAAUCUUACCAUAAAAAUGUGAAGGUAUGAAUGAUGUAAAGUACAGUUUGACUAUGUUUGAUAUGAUCCCAUUACACAGUGCAUACGCUAUACUGAAGGAUCUAUUGUUACAUUUAUAAAACGUACAGAACCUCACAUUGAGCAAUUAAAUGCGUUCCUGUGUGUUUACAUUUAUGAGUAUGAUUCCUUUUGGCUGGCAGCAUUAUGCCAGUCAGCAGGGGGAGCUAUCAACUAAAUGGACUGACUUGUGCUUUCAGCCAACCAUGUGAAGUGACCUCAUUCAUCCUUCCUGCUUGUGUUUAGAAAACUCGCCGUCUGUCAGUCUGAAAGACCAUAAAAAGUCAGAGUAGCUGCCACAGUUAAUUUUAACACAUUGCCUUACAUAGGGAAGGUGACUAAACAGCAACAUUUGAAAAAGCCAUAUUGUAGGCUGACACUUAUUUUCCAUUUGACUUUUAACACUUAAUUGGGUCUUUCCAUGGUAGCAAAACUUACAUGCCUUAUUUAUUUUGUCACUUGCCAGCCAUGAUUCUCUAAUUUUAACCUUAUGUUUUUAAAUGGCCUUGCAAACGGGCUGGGCCACAUACCCCGGCUGAAGUCAGCAUUUAACAUGUCACCAUUUUUCUCACUAAAUACAGUAUAUUUCCAAAGGUGCUACUGACAUGAAUUUUUCUCCAGAUGUUGGGAACAACCCAAACAACAUACAAAGAAAGGAGAACAAAUAAGGGUUGGUUCAGUCCUAAAAGGUGACCUACAAAAAGGUUUCAUUGCCGAGGUGUGAGUUAAGACACAUUUCAAGAUGGGUAAGAGCAAAAAGCUGUCUGAAGACCAUCGCAAACCAAUUGUUGCAAGAUAUAACAACACCAUUGAUUACGGGCGCAUAUUUAAGCUUCUAAAUGUUCCAGGGAGAAUAGUUGGGGCCAUAAUACAUAAAUUUACAUAAAUAAAUUUGUCUUGACCAGGUGCUCCUCACAAGAUGUCUAACUGUGGAGUGCAAAGAAUAAUCAGAAGAGUUGUCCAAGAGCCAAGGACUACCGAUAGAGUUUUAAAAAGAAUAAAUAAAGGUUUUCUUAUCUCAUCAUUCUGCCUCUAUGCAGCUCACCAUACAAGACCCCAUUGCUUUGGAAACAAACCCCCAAAAAACAUGUCAAAGCUUGUUUGAAGUUUGCUGAAAAAAAUUGGACAAGACAUUUAAAUACUUGGAGAUUAUAGUCUGGUUUGAUGAGAGAGAAAUGGAACUGUUGGCAUAAUACACCUCGCAUUUGGAGGAGAAAAGGCAGUGCACAUCAUUUGAAAAACACCACACGAACAGUGAAGUUCAGAGGUGAGAACAUGAUGUUGUUGGGAUGCUUUUUAGCAUAUGGUACUGGUAAACUUCACAUUAUUGAAAAACGGAUGGACCUGCAAAUGUACCAAAAAAAUUUUGACACAAAUCUGAUGCCAUCUAUGAGGAUGAUGAAAAUGAAACCAAGGUGGACAUUUCCGCAGGAUAAUGAUCCAAAACAUAAUGGCAUGGAAAUUCCAAAUUGGUUUCAAAGAAAAAAAAAUACUAAAAGAAAGCAGUUAAAAUGGCCCAACCCGACUUUAAUCCAGUCAAAAAUCUAUGGAAAGAAUUUAAACUCAUGGUCCAGAAAUAAAGCCGUGGAACCUUCAGGAUUGGAAGACUGCUUAUUAUUUGGGUUCUUCCCAAUCAUCUGGUGAAAAUUUCACGUCAAUAUAGCACCUCUGGAACUAUAUUUAGUGAGAAAAUGGUGACGCGCUAAAUGCUUACUUCAGCCGCUGUUUGGCAUUAGAAAAAAUUGUUUUGUUCAACCCAGUUGGUGCUUAUUCACAUCCACUGUUUUUCCCCCCUCUUGUCAUUAUGAAAAUAUUAUGUUGAUAACAAAAUAUGAAGUGCGUAUGCUGUAUCAUUUUUUUCAGUCUCUGUGCAUCUGCCAAACAAUAACAUGUUUGUUUUCAUCUGGACAGAAUAAGUAUGCGGGGAGAGGGGAACAAAGAAGAGAAAACUGGCAA